GAUAUCCCUUGCAAAAUGGGAAAACUUAACAAAAAGCUUCCAAAACCCAAACUGUUUUUAAAGCCUGGCGACGAUAGCAAUAAGGUGAAAGGGCCUUUUCCCAUCUAUCGCACAACGCCGGUGCUACUAAACGGGCCCGAAACAACCAGCUUUAAGAUUAUCGAAAGCAAACCGAAGAAGGACAGUGGCACGAAAAGCAGUCCGCCUCCGCCGGCAGAUAAAUCACCUAAAAAAGCUGACAAAUUACCCGCUGAUGUGCCAGAACAAGAUGAGGGAGUGAAAACCAAAAAGCUCCGCAAGCUAGCCAUUUCCCGUCUGUCGAAGAAGGAAAAGAAACAAUUCCGCAAGGAGGAAAUGCUGAAAAAGGUCGAACUUACAAAGCAAGCGUUCAAGCAGGAUAAGGAUCGUAAGAAGCGCGAACAGACGGCUAUCACCGGUGAUUUGAAGCCGUUGCUGGAUGCACUACCAUCGCUAGAAUCGUUGUUUGAGGUAAAAUCGGCAGCAGCACUCAAGACAGGUGUACCGAAGUACGACAAGAAGGCGGAACCGAAAACGAGGAAACAGCGUCAAACGGAGCGAAGGAAUCAAAGCAAGCGAGAAUUUAUGAAACGCUGUCGUACCAUGAAAAGGGUGCUGAACGAUAAAGCGUUCAAACAGGAUCCGAAAAAAAUGGUCGCUGCGCAUAUUAAGAAUGUACGCAAGGAGCAGGUGGAACGGUUGAUGAAAAGUGUUUCGUGAGCCGCGUA
Molecule: messenger RNA, 746 nt
Organism: Anopheles maculipalpis
Lineage: Eukaryota; Metazoa; Arthropoda; Insecta; Diptera; Culicidae
Product: ribosome biogenesis protein SLX9 homolog
Exons: 1
Coding region: 16-738 (240 amino acids)
Biological process (GO): maturation of SSU-rRNA from tricistronic rRNA transcript (SSU-rRNA, 5.8S rRNA, LSU-rRNA)
Cellular component (GO): nucleolus; 90S preribosome; preribosome, small subunit precursor
Source: RefSeq, a predicted model, not a curated record